UGCUAUACAAUACUACGCAGUGCACGAUUCGAUUCAACCAACCAGUAGAAGAUUCUAGUGUUAUCUAGAACCGCCCCAAACUUCGUCAAACCUCAAAUCCAUCUAUCUAUCCCGCCAAGAAUAUCACUGAAACUUCUGGAACCUCCUGGCGUCGCAAUUCCUUCUUCAAUGCGUAGUAGUACAUUCCUAAUUGUUUCUCGCCGAAUUUAAAUACCAACACACACCAUAACCAUUCUCAUCAUUCAUUAAAAAUCAGACAAAAUUUCCAAACGAAAACAAUAAUCAUCACAUUCUCUUCUUCCCGUAGUUGAUUGAUCAUAUGGAUUAUCCAUUCUACGCAAACCGGUUCGGAUAUCCGCAAUCCUCUCGCUACUAUGAUCACCACCACAGCCCUUACUCUUCCAAACAGGUACCUGUCGACCAUAGAACCCCGCCCUCUUGUAAGGUCGUGAUGAUCCCUGUGACGGACGGAUCGGAACGGCAGUUACCGUUACCGUUAAUGUCGAAGGAAACAAGGCUGGACGGUGCAGUUAAUAUCCAGAAGGUGUUUAGGGGUUUUAUGGUGAGAAAGAGUGUGAAGAAGAUUGGUGAAAUUAAGAGUGAAGUUGAUGAAAUUGAGAAGAUAUUAAUGAGUGAAACUAGGGAGUUGAUGAGGAAAGAUAGUAAAGAGAGACUGAAGGUUAAUGAGAUGCUUAUGCGCUUGCUGUUGAGGUUGGAUUCUGUUCGCGGUGUUGAUUCUGGUGUUAGGGAUUUAAGAAGAGCUGUCAUUAAGAAGGUUAUUAAAUUACAAGAAUUAGUUGAUUCCAUUGUCGCUAAUAAUGUGGCUAAGGAUGAAGAUUUGGCUAAUCAAACCCUAGAAACAACAGAUAUACCUCCUAACGUUGAAGAUUCUAGUUUCAAUUCAAAUAAUUUCGAGAAUGCUGUUAAUCAGACACAAAAUCAUGCUGUUGAUUCUACAUGUGAUUGCGUUUCUAAUGUAAGCAAAGAAGAAGAAGGAGAAGAAGAAGCAGCAGCACCAGCUGAGGAAUUGACUGCAAUUAGGGAAAAUGUUGAUGUGAGUGAAUGUAUGGAAAUGAGUAGUAGUAGUGGUAGUAGUAUUCAAGGGGAGAGCAGCCAAGCUGAUUCCUCUGAUUCCUUGGAGAAGCAGCCUGAUGAUGAGAAGGAAGUAGGAGAUAAUGAGAAAGAUCAAGAUCAAUUUUGUGGUGGUGAAGGAAAUAAGGAGGAGAUGGCUGUGUGUAGAAAGAGUAGAGAAUUGUUAGAGAAGAUGAUGGAGGAUAAUGAGAAAAUGAUGGGUUUAAUGACGCAGUUGUUCCAAAGGAAUGAGAUGCAAACUAGGUUGUUGAGUUCACUUUCACAGAGAGUUGAGCAGUUAGAGAGGGCUUUUAUGUGUGAGAGGUCUAAAAGGAGUAAGAAGAAGAGGCAUUCUGCUGGUUUAGCUGAUUGCUUAGAAUCAACUCAAGAUUGUAAGAAAUCAUCCGGAAAAAGUUAGUUUCUCUUCAAGAUAGUCUGUUUGAUCUGAGGGCGAGCCCUGGUGCAAGUUGUUCCGGGCCAAUAAACUAGCACUCGAUGCACCGGGUGAGCCCUUACAGUUUAUUUGAUGUAUGAAAUUUUUUUUCUUUUUUUUCAGUGUACGAUGCUUGAUAAUAUGAUUUCCUUUUGUGAGUUUGGAUAUGCUAA
This is a messenger RNA of Ricinus communis (castor bean), 1677 nucleotides long. RefSeq lists its product as uncharacterized. Bases 320 to 1489 code for a protein of 389 amino acids. Gene Ontology annotation, biological process: protein folding. Lineage: Eukaryota; Viridiplantae; Streptophyta; Magnoliopsida; Malpighiales; Euphorbiaceae. Gene Ontology annotation, cellular component: plasmodesma. The record is from RefSeq and is a predicted model, not a curated record. The transcript has a single exon. Gene Ontology annotation, molecular function: protein-folding chaperone binding.